AGCCCACGGUAGCAACACGGGCAAUUUUGCUAGUCGGCCAACUUAGAUGGUGAUGCCGCCCUCGCUUCGCUUUAAGCUGCGGGUGCCCUCUCCUAUGUAACAGGACAUCCCGCGACGCCCGCGUUCUCUUCUCUCCCGGGGCCCAGAGCCCAGACGGCGUAGCUCUUGACUGCUGCUCGAGGUUGACUCCUUUGACUCCUUGCUGCUGCCAAUGUGUGCCCUCAGGUGGAUCACGGGCCUCUUGCUUGCCGGGCCGGCAUUGGUCUCGUGCGUCGCCCAGACGGCCGAUCCUACGGGCACGGCCAGUGUCCCCACCCCCGAUGCGUCCGGAUCGGCCGACAUUGCCAGCCAGUUUGUCUCAGAGCUGAUCGCCAAUGCCACUCAGGCGGGACAAGCCCAGGAGAAGCGCAACCUCUCGUGCAGUCCAAACGACUCAUUGGUCGUCGACCUGGGCUAUGCGAAAUACCGUGGCUAUCACAACGCGACGACCGGCUUGAACAACUGGAAAGGUAUUCGCUAUGCAGCCCCUCCCACCGGCGACCUCAGGUGGCAGCCCCCCCAAGCGCUCCCGCCCAAGGCCGGUGCCGCCGUCACGGACGCCAGUUCGUUCGGCCCCAUCUGCCCGCAGUCGCUGCCCGCGGUCCCCGGCGCGGUCUUCAUACCCGGGGACGAGGACUGCCUCUACCUGAACGUCUAUGCACCCGCCAAUGCCACCGCACUGCCCGUCCUGGUCUGGAUCCACGGCGGCGGGUACGGCUACGGCGAUGGUACCCAGGAUAUGAGUGAGAUCAUCAAUGCCAACAACCAGCGCUUCGUUGCUGUGACCAUUCAGUACCGCCUCGGCGCCUUUGGCUGGCUGUCUUCUAGCGAGCUAAGGAGUAAGGGGGUCGUCAAUGCUGGCAUUUUGGACCAGGCGUUUGCCCUCCUCUGGGUAAAGCAGCACAUCUGCCAGUUCGGCGGAGACCCGUCGCGGAUUACAAUCUCGGGCGAAUCGGCCGGUGGCGGCUCGGUAAUGUACCAUGGUAUCGCCGUCAAGGGCAGUCUGGGCACGCUUCUGUUCCGCCAGAGCAUCGCCGCCUCGCCCUACCUCCCUUUCCAGUACAACUACAACGAUGCCCUUCCGACCCAGCGAUACUAUGCGUUUUCGCAGGCGGCCGGAUGUCCAGCUAGCGGGAAGGUCUUCAACUGCCUUGUCAGCAAAGACACGAACACCUUGCAGCAGGCCAGCUUCAACGUCACCCAAGCGUCCCCCUACGGGUACUGGGGCUUCUGGCCAGUUACCGACGGUAUCUAUAUCCAGAACCGGCCAAGCCAGCAGCUGCCUACCGGGCAGGUCAACGGCCAGAACCUACUGGUCGGUCACAACGCCAACGAAGGCCCGCUGUUCGUCCCGCCUACGCUGACCACCGAAUCGGACCUGGUUGGCUGGCUAUCCGGCGUCGAGUUCCCAAACCUGACCCCGGCCCAAAUCGACACCAUCCUCGCCGCCAACCCCAACAGCGCCAACACGAGCGCCACGGGCCCGCACUUCGACACGGACGGCGUCAGCUCCGUCACCGCCGUGCAGGUGUCCCAGUCCGCCAACGGCCAGCAGCAGCGCGGCAACAACAUCUACGCCGAAGCCACCUUCGCCUGCCCGGCCUACUGGCUCGCCUCGGCCUACUCCGCCCGCCGCGGCCGCGCCGCCUGGCUGUACCAGUACAGCGUGCCGUUCGCGUACCACACCACCGACGUCGCGGCCUACUUCGGCCCGCGCACGCCCAACCAGGGCGCCGACCUCGCCCUGGCGUUCCGCCGCAUCUGGGGCAAUUUUGUUGUCGACGGCAACCCGUCCAUCAGCGCGGCCGACGCGAACGGCGCUAGCGCCGCGGACCCCGCCGCGCCCAACCCGGCUGCCGCCUGGCCUGCCUGGUCGGCCUCGGGGUUGCAGUUCUUGAACCUCAACCAGACCGGCGGCGUGCCCUACCAGGUCACGCUCCAGUGGGGCGCCACCGUGACCCAGUUUGCUGACCCAGGCCUGCGGAACGCCUUCACCCUAGCUAAUGCCUCGACCUGGGAGGGCGGCCGCAAGGCCCGGUGUGAUGUGUACUUGAGCUUGGCGCCGAGUAUCCCGUUGUAAUAAGCGAAGUGGAGGUGGAGCAAGAUAGUUAAAAUCAAUAGGCGGUGAUACCAGGCAGGCGUUGCGAGUUCUUGCCAGGCACUGCUAAUAGGUGACCUCCUGUGUGCAUAGACGAUGACUGGCUUAUAGUCGCUAAGAAGCAUAGGAAGCCUCUCCUACUCAGGUAGGUAGUUAAUUUGUUCGCGCAAAUGAGGGCGCCCCCAGGCAGGAUAGCCUGGGCCGACCAGGAAGCUUACCUACAGUUCGGAUGGGCCCGAAAACUGAGAUGAACCUAUGUGCGUGCUUA
Molecule: messenger RNA, 2405 nt
Organism: Thermothielavioides terrestris NRRL 8126
Lineage: Eukaryota; Fungi; Ascomycota; Sordariomycetes; Sordariales; Chaetomiaceae
Exons: 4
Coding region: 212-2119 (635 amino acids)
Source: RefSeq, a predicted model, not a curated record